GCCCGCUGCCCGCGUCCCCUGAGCUCGCACGUGUCACCAGCCAUGGGCAAGAUCACCUUCUACGAGGACCGCGGCUUCCAGGGCCGCUGCUUCGAGUGCAGCAGCGACCACCCCAACCUGCAGCCCUACUUGAGCCGCUGCGGCUCCAUCCGCGUGGACAGCGGCUGCUGGAUGCUGUAUGAGCGCCCCAACUUCCAGGGCCCCCAGUACUUCCUGCGGCGCGGCGACUACUCGGACCACCAGCAGUGGAUGGGCCUGAGCGACUCGGUCCGCUCCUGCCGCCUCAUCCCCCCAAUGGGCUCCCACAGGCUGCGGCUCUAUGAGAGAGAGGACCACAAAGGCCACAUGAUGGAGCUGAGCGAGGACUGCUCCUGCAUCCAGGACCGCUUCCACCUGGGUGAGGUCCGCUCCCUGCAGGUGCUGGAGGGCUGCUGGGUCCUCUACGAGAUGCCCAACUACCAAGGGCGGCAGUACCUGCUGAGGCCCCAAGAGUACAGGCGCUACCACGACUGGGGGGCGGGGGAUGCCAAGGCUGGCUCUUUGCGGAGGGUGGUGGAUUUAUACUAAAUAGGUCCACAUUUUCUCAGUUUGGAACCUAAUAAAGUAUUUAGUCUGUAUU
This is a messenger RNA of Molossus molossus (Pallas's mastiff bat), 619 nucleotides long. RefSeq names its product gamma-crystallin C. Bases 43 to 567 code for a protein of 174 amino acids. Gene Ontology annotation, molecular function: structural constituent of eye lens. Gene Ontology annotation, biological process: visual perception; lens development in camera-type eye. The transcript is spliced from 3 exons. Lineage: Eukaryota; Metazoa; Chordata; Mammalia; Chiroptera; Molossidae. The record is from RefSeq and is a predicted model, not a curated record.